This is a messenger RNA of Macadamia integrifolia, 3263 nucleotides long. RefSeq names its product glutamate receptor 2.7-like. The coding region runs from base 27 to 2786 and encodes 919 amino acids. Gene Ontology annotation, molecular function: glutamate-gated receptor activity. The record is from RefSeq and is a predicted model, not a curated record. Gene Ontology annotation, cellular component: plasma membrane. The transcript has 5 exons. Lineage: Eukaryota; Viridiplantae; Streptophyta; Magnoliopsida; Proteales; Proteaceae.
CUUGGUCUGAAGGUUGAGGUUUUUUAAUGCUAUUUUUCUCAGUGACAUUAAAAAUGAAAAAGAAAAGCUUCUCUUUCUUUCUUCUCUUCUCUCUUUUUAUGAGUUUCAGUACUUGUUUCACAACAGCUCAAGAUUGCAGUCCCAAGAACCCAGACUUGUUUCAUGUUGGUGUGGUUCUUAAUUUAGAUUCAGUGAUUGGAAAGGUUGCAGAAAGAUGCAUAUCCAUGGCACUCUCUGAUUUCUAUGCAGUUCAUCAUCCUUACAACAACUCAAAGAUUGUGCUUCAUGUGAGAGAUUCAAGAGGAGAUGCUGUUAUUGCCGCGUCUGCAGCGCUGGAUUUGAUUAAAAAUGUUGGAGUACAGGCAAUUAUUGGACCUCAAACAUCCGCAGAAGCAGAGUUCUUGGCUAAAAUGGGGAGUAUAGCUCAUGUACCCAUCAUAUCUUUCUCUGCUAUUAGCUCUUCUCUUUCUCCCACUCGGUUCCCUUACUUCAUACAAUUUGCUCAAAAUGAUUCAUCUCAAGUUAAAGCCAUUGCUGCUGUUCUCAAAGCUUAUGAAUACAAAGAAGUAUAUCUUAUCCAUGAUGACAGCAAUAGAGGAACCGCAGUAGUACCAUACCUUAUUGAUGGCCUUCAAGAAAUUGGCGCUCAUGUGCAUCGCCGAAUUGUGCUUCCUGAAGGAAUAAAAGGGACAGCGAUUGAGGAUAUUUUGCGAGAAUUAGGACAUACAAGCACAGGAGGAGUCUUCAUUGUUCAUCUAUCUUUGUCCCUUGGUAACAGCUUUUUCUUACAUGUCAAGGAGAUGGGGAUGACGAAAUCAGGUUAUAAAUGGAUUAUAAUGAGUGGACUCACAGAUUUCAUGAGCUAUAUGGAGCCUUCUGUGCUCAGUUCCAUGAAAGAUGUUGUAGGUAUUAAAACUCAUGUGCCAUUAUCCGGACCACAUCGAAGGUUUAUGGCUAAGUGGAGGAAACAAUUUGGAAAAGAAGACUCAAAGGAGGGAUUGAAGCUCAAUGUAUAUGGGCUAUGGGCAUAUGAUGCAACAUUUGUAACUGCAAAGGCAGUUAAUAGAGCUAUUUUGUGCUUAAGAAGAAAGCCACCAUGUCCGGAAAUAGCAGAUAACUCAUCAUCAUCAUCAAGAGAUUUUUUUAACAUGAGUGUCUCACAGAUGGGUUCAGAAGUGCUGAAACAUAUGAAAGAAACUAGAUACACAACUGGUGUAAGUGGUUAUGUUCAUUUGGUGAAUGGUGAGUUACAAUCUUCAAGCUUUGAGAUAGUUAAUGUGAAAGAGAAAAGUCAGAAAAUUGGGUAUUGGAAUCCAAAGGAUGGUCUCUUUUGGAGUAUGAGUAGUUCAAUUAAUGUCAAAGAGGACCAUCAAGUUGUACAAAGACCCAGAUCAGUACUAGAUGCUACUUCAAGUAACAAUGUAUUGAGAAUUGGGGUACCUAUUAAGAUAGCAUUUCCUCAAUUCAUCAACAUCAGUCGCAGUUACAGUAAUGAUAAGAAGCCAAUUGUGACUGGUUUCUCAUAUGAGGUCUUUAUGAAUGUUAUGAAAAAUUUACAAUACACAGGCACUUACGAAUUUUUUCCAUAUGAGAAUGAGAAUGGUGAGCCUAAAGGAGACAACAACGAACUAAUACAACAAGUACAUGACAAGGUAUAUGAUGCAGUUGUUGGAGAUAUAACAAUCUUGGCAAAUAGAUCAAAAUAUGUAGGCUUCACUCAACCAUAUACAGUCUCUGGAGUUCGCAUGGUUGUGCCUAUAAAGAAAGAUGACAAUGGGAGUUCAUGGUGGUUCAUGAAGCCAUUAACAACAGAACUAUGGCUGACCACAAUUUUAAUAAUUGUCUUAAAGGGGUUUCUGGUUUGGAUCUUUGAGCGUAAGGAAAACCCUGAAUUCCAAGGCACAACUUCAGAGGUGGUGGGGAAGGUCUUGUCACAAUCUUUCUCUAUAUAUGUUUUUGCAAAUCAGGAGAAGCUUCAAAGCAACUAUUCUAGAUUCAUUUUGGGCUUGUGGACUUUUGCUGUGUUUAUACUUGUGAGCAGUUACACAGCAAAUUUAACUUCUAUUUUAACUGUUGAGAAAUUAGAACCAACUGUGACAAAUUUGGACACUAUUUAUAAAGAUGGAAAGAAUGUUGGAUAUCAAGAUGGGUCUUUUGUGUUUGAACUUCUCAAGAGCAGGGGAUUUAAUGAAUCAAGGCUCAGGAAGCUUUCUUCACUAAAGGAAUAUGCAAAUGCUCUAGCAAAUGGAAGUAUUUCUGCAUUUGUUGAUGAGAUCCCAUACAUUAAUGUCUUCCUUUCCAAGUAUUGUGGUCAAUUCACUGUUGCUGGACCAACAUACAGAACAGGAGGCUUUGGCUUUGUGUUCAGAAAAGAUAAUCCGAUGCUAGAGAAGAUUUCCGAAGCUGUCCUUAACUUUACAGAAGGAGACCAUAUGAAUAUGAUUGAAAAGAAAUGGUUUGGGAAUGAAGCAUGUGCUGAGCCUCUUGCAUCUACUGUAACAUCAAGUAAACUACACCUUCAGAGCUUUCGUAGCAUCUACAUCAUUGUUGGAGCAGCUUCAAUUCUAGCCCUCAUCUUAUUCGUAUUCUCUUAUGUGUAUCAAAGUAUAAAAGAAAUUAGGAAAACAUUUGGAAGAGAAGUUUUAUGGUUGACAACUAUCAUGACAUGCUACUGCUUUCAUAAAAAUGAACCACCACAACAAACUGGACAACCCCAAGGUGGUGAACUGGAGCAACAAAUUUCUGAAGGCCCUUCAGAUUCUUGUUGGAUUGAACUCAGAGAGUAAAAAUAGUUGAUUAGAUGAAAGCACAUGAAGUGGAGGUUGAAUCAGCUUGAAUCACAUCAGUAUAGAUGUCAUUGCCAUGACAGGAAUUUCCAGUUCCCAAAAGGCUAUAAUCUUAUUCGAAUAUUUCAAAGCAUAUUUUUUUUGGGCUAUGUCGAAUAAAAUUUUCCUUUUUCUUGUAGCUGUUUCUUGUUUGUAAGGUUUCUACUGAUGGUAAUGCUGAAGGUAGAUCCAAGCUUUAGUAUUUGCUCUUAUUCUCUACUAGUGGCAAUGCAGGAGGUUGAGAAUAAAGGUUUUAUUGUAUUUUCUAUUAUUUCGUCUAGGUAUGCCUGGACGUUAAUCUUGUACAUCUGAUUCUUUAAUUUCUGUAAUAUAAUUUUUGUUAAUAUUUAAUGAAAAAAAUUGCUCAGAAAAGAGGAAACACAUUGAAGUUCUCAUUGAGUCUAAUGGAAAAAUAAAGAAAUGAAGUUUCUCUCUUUU